Messenger RNA from Aspergillus alliaceus, 821 nucleotides. RefSeq names its product Endoribonuclease L-PSP/chorismate mutase-like protein. Gene Ontology annotation, cellular component: mitochondrion; cytosol. The record is from RefSeq and is a predicted model, not a curated record. The coding region runs from base 348 to 758 and encodes 136 amino acids. The transcript has 3 exons. Gene Ontology annotation, molecular function: deaminase activity. Lineage: Eukaryota; Fungi; Ascomycota; Eurotiomycetes; Eurotiales; Aspergillaceae.
GCCGGCAUUAUCAGUAUACCUAUAUAUUUAUGUCACGAGACUGUAGGAAAUCCAUAUACAAUACAUACAUUACCGGUAGAGCUUCGUAGCCUUCCCAAGACGGGGGCAAGGUAACUCUCAGUCUCUCUCUUCCUCACUCCUCUACUCCACGAGUCUAACGUAUCGCCAUGGGUAUGAUCAGUGUCUAUUCUCGACAUUGAUUUUGGAUCUACAUAGUUUUGGUGGAUUAAAGCUCCGCUGGAUGCGGGUGUGGGGCAAAACCCCCGCCUUUUUUCAACCACCACCUCAUUCCUUGCUCCUGACACUUGUAUCGAUCGAUCAUCCUCGAAGAGAAAAAGCAAAAGAAAAUGUGGAAAUCCAACAGAACUCCCGUUCGUACGGAGGAUGCCCCUCCGCCUCCGUCCUUCCUCUCCCAAGCCGUCGUUGCCGGCAACGUGGUCUACUGCUCUGGACAAGUUGGCGUGAAUGCCAGCACGGGAAAGAUGGUGGACGGACCCAUACAGGAACGAACGAAACAAAUCCUCCGAAACCUGAGUGCCGUCCUCGCCGCGGGGGGAUCGAGCCUCCAGGAUGUGGUGAAGGUGAAUAUCUACUUGGCCGACAUGGGGGACUUUGGGGCGGUCAAUGAGGUGUAUGCCUCUGUCUUCCCGGAUCCUAAACCGGCCCGGACAUGUGUGGCGGUCAAGUCUUUGCCCUUGGGGACAGAUGUGGAGAUUGAGUGCACGGGGCUUGUGACUAAGAGGAAUUCUCGCUUGUAACUAGAAAGUAAGUAGUACCUGAAGUAGAUUUCGAACUUGAAUAGUAUUGUUUCUCUCUUUCCA